Molecule: messenger RNA, 885 nt
Organism: Bufo gargarizans (Asiatic toad)
Lineage: Eukaryota; Metazoa; Chordata; Amphibia; Anura; Bufonidae
Exons: 3
Coding region: 1-885 (294 amino acids)
Source: RefSeq, a predicted model, not a curated record
AUGUCGGCGCCUGGACUAUCAGUAGAGGAGAUGUUGGAGAGGCUGAGGAGGGAAGCGGAGGUGAGGGGGCCUGGCUGGCUGCAGGAGCAGGUUGGUGCCUGCAUAGUUUCACCUGCUCCUGCGGCUUCCCCUAAUGUUCGGGCUGCCCGGCCGCGGCGUGGUAUUCCGCCGGCGCGCCUAAGCCCUGAAGUCACCCCCCGGGCCCGGCGCCGAGUAGGGAGCCCCUCUGUGGACCCUCGGCGGCGGGGAGCGGCCGCUAGGGCUUCUGCGAGCCGCUCCCGCCGUGGGAGGAAUCCCGAUACGCGGCGGGGCCCUGUGAGGAGUGGGACGCCCCUUCCCCCACUCCCUGCGGCUGUGCAGCAGGAUUCGGGACCGGGAACGGUGGACCGGCCCAGUCCCUCCUUUAGCGGGCGGUCCACUCGGCUGUUUGAGGAGGAUCGGGUCCCUCGGACUGCGUUGGUGGAGGACGAAUACCGGCGCAGGUCCAGAGAAGAUUUGAGCAGCGUGGAUGAAGGUCCCCUUGCAGUGGCGGAGGCUCGGUGUCCGGCCAGUGUGGUGCAGAGGGUCGUGCAAGUGGUCCAGGAGGAGCAGCCGUCGACGUCCAGGAGCUAUGAUGGAGCAGUGUCCGUGCGGCAGGAGUCAGGACCUUCGGCAGCGGGAGUCACAGCGCCCGUGGUGCCUGGUCGGAUGGCGGCGGCGUUGGUGUGGAUUUUGGGGCACUCCUAUGUGUUCUGGGGUGCGAUUAGAGCGGAUGUGAGGUCGAGUGGGCGGCAGUUGGGGGUGAGUCCGGAGUUGGCUACGGUCCGGUGGUUAGGCGUCAGAGAAGAGCCCAUCUGUCUCAAGACAAAGCUCUCGGAUGCACCACGAGCAUUUAACAGCUGUUAA